This is a messenger RNA of Dacryopinax primogenitus, 1874 nucleotides long. Its product is annotated as Prp18-domain-containing protein. Gene Ontology annotation, cellular component: U4/U6 x U5 tri-snRNP complex; U5 snRNP; U2-type post-spliceosomal complex. Lineage: Eukaryota; Fungi; Basidiomycota; Dacrymycetes; Dacrymycetales; Dacrymycetaceae. Gene Ontology annotation, biological process: RNA splicing; generation of catalytic spliceosome for second transesterification step. The record is from RefSeq and is a predicted model, not a curated record. The transcript has 6 exons. Bases 1 to 1047 code for a protein of 348 amino acids.
AUGGAUUUUCUGGCUGCUGAGCUUGCUUCAAAGCGGAAGGCAUUGGAGGAUCAUAAUGGCCGACCGAAGAAGUAUAUGCGGCGAGGAGAGGUAGAGGCUAUGGAACGGGAAAAGGAACUAGCGCGCAAGAAGCAGUUGCUGAAGACGGCUUCACCAGCACGAUCACCUGCACCCUCGGCCAGUCCCGCUCCAACGGCCGACACAGGAUCUCCCGCACCUGAGGCAGAGCCCAAAGCCGGCGGAGAAAUGGCGCAUUUGUCAACACCCGAAGUCAUUCGCCGUCUGCGACAAAAGGGUCAGCCAGUAACAAUGUUCGGAGAAACAGAACGCGAGCGAAGGCUGAGAUUGAGGGCUCUGGAACUCAUGGAAGAGCGGGGCGGUGAUCGGGCGGGACAAAACGAUUUUAAGCGGGCUUUGGAAGUACUCGAGAGUGCGGAAGGAGAGGCUAAAGCAAAGCAGACCGGGUCUGCGGCUGCGCCGGCACAUUGCGAGGCUAAGGGAGGGAAGGACGAAGGCAGGAAGAGAGAGCAGGAUGAUGAGGUGCAGUUGGAGUGGAUCAAGGACGCGAAGGAGAAGCUGUAUCCGGCGAUAUACUUUGCGCUGAAAAAGAAGCUGAAGGAGUGGGAGGUGGCUAUGGCAGAGCGACCAGAGAGUAUCAAACGCACAGCGCAAGGAAAGCUUGCAGCGGCGACGCAAGUUCAGUCUGCCGAGUACCUCAAACCGUUGUUCAAGCAGCUCCGAACCAAGACAAUGGACGAUGACGUGUUAGGCAAGCUCGCUGAAAUUGUAUACCACAUGCAGCACCGACAGUAUCAACGUGCGAAUGAUGCCUAUCUGAGGUUGAGCAUCGGGAAUGCUGCGUGGCCGAUUGGGGUCACUAUGGUUGGUAUCCACGAGCGUUCUGCAAGAGAAAAGAUCUCGACCGAUCAGGUGGCGCAUGUGCUUAACGACGAAGUCAGCAGGAAGUAUAUCCAGAGCGUGAAGCGAUUGCUCACGUUUGCACAAACCAAAUAUCCACCGGAAGACAUUUCGCAGCUCAUGGGUUGAGAAAUCGCACUUGACUACCAUAUUCAUGUUGUAUUCCCUAACACACUGUGCUAUUACAUCGCAUUCUCGCAUUCUUCGAAUCAUCCAGAACUCCUCAGAAUGACGUCCACCCACCGUCGGCGACGAUGAUGGACCCGCUGAGUGACUUGCUCGCAUCCGAGCACAGGAACACGGCGACGCCAGCUAACUCGUCCACGUCGACCGUAUUCGGCUGCAUCGCCAUCGUCGUCAUCGACAAGUUCAUGUUCUCCUGAUGAACACCGUUCUUGAACGCGUCCUGUAUGUUCGUGCCAGGUAUUGCACCGGGGCAGAUGACGUUGCACCGGAUGUUCUGCUUGUGAUAGGCAGCAGCGGUGUUUCUCGUCAGGCCGAUGACGGCGUGCUUGCUUGCCGUGUAGGCCGCCCCAGCACGGUUCCCAAAUAGUCCACCGAUGGAGGCAACGUUCAAGAUCACUCCUCCCGGCGUCUGCUUGGCCGAGAAAUUCUUGAUCACCGCGCGGCUCAUCAGCAUCGACCCAGUAAGGUUGACAGCUAUGACCUUGUCCCAGUUAUCGGUAUCAACGUCUCCGGCAGGUGCAAAGUUGUCCAUGACGCCCGCGUUGUUAACGAGGAUGUCCACAUGCCCAAACUUGGCCACCGUCUCCUCUACGAUCUUCUGCACGCUCGCGUCGCUCGUGAUAUUCCCCUCGAUCGCGAGCGCGUCCUCGCCUAGCUCGGCAGCAGCACCAGAUAGGUACGCAGUGUUGAUGUCCACUAGGACGACCUUGGCGCCUGCGGCAAGGAAGGCUUUGGAAAUGGCUUUACCGAGCCCACCGCCGGCGCCAGUG